Molecule: messenger RNA, 363 nt
Organism: Vicia faba (fava bean)
Lineage: Eukaryota; Viridiplantae; Streptophyta; Magnoliopsida; Fabales; Fabaceae
Source: the annotation of a GenBank genome assembly
AUGAAGAAUCAUGGAGGAAGAGAUGAAGAAUGGAGAGUAGAGUUUUUUGUGAUGCUUUUCAAAAUUGGAGAGUGGAUGCAGGGAGAGGAAGAAGAGAGAAUUUCAGAGAAUUUCUUUGCUUCUCAACAGGCUUUGCAUUAUCUCAGACCUCCGCUUUGUUUUCACGGUGAACUCGCUUCAAUCCCAGUCUCCGGUCCAGUUCACACUUUGUUCAUCACUUUAGUGCGACACCAUCAUCGCGCUCGCAAUCAUCAUCCUUCUGCCAUGGCUUUAGUGCGGGUUCCCUCUGUAUUUGUAAUUCAGGAUCUGAUUCGCCUUUUUGACGCGCGUAUUCGUUGUUGCGAUGGUCUUUACGGAAGCUGA